Salmo salar (Atlantic salmon) is the source of this 5244-nucleotide messenger RNA. RefSeq names its product vitrin (gene vit). The record is from RefSeq and is a predicted model, not a curated record. Lineage: Eukaryota; Metazoa; Chordata; Actinopteri; Salmoniformes; Salmonidae.
GGAAUACUUUGGUCCCAUCCCAGUCUCCACUUUUAAUGCGCGCUCCUACACAACUCCGGGUGAUGCAGACAUAACUGGGAAUCUAGACCGACUGGUCGGGAAGACACACGAGCACCACAUAUUUGGACUGUAAUAUCAAUAAACCGUGGAAGAUUGAGGAAAAUUGAAGAAAAACUUGGAAUCUAAUCUAAAUAUUUGUCCGUCUUUUUUCCAGGGGGAGUGAGUUACGAGGACAGCUCUAGGAGGACAUCAAACAGACAGACUAGACCAUCAGCCUUCCACCUCCCAGCACCAUGCUGCUCAGAGCACCACUCACUGCUGUCUGGCUGGCCCUUCUACUCAGCUGCAGUAGUGAAGCCAAACCAAAUGGAUCCAAGAACAAGAAACCAAAACAAGUGAUUCCAGCCAUAGAGUGUGACGUCCGGGCUGGCAAGAUCAACCUCCCAGAAUUCAUAGUUAAAUGCCCGUCUGACUGUAAACAGACAAAAAGUCAGGUUUAUGGGACAGGAGUCUUCGCUUCCAUCUCCAGCAUCUGUAACGCUGCCAUACACAGCGGUGUCAUCACUAACUCAGGAGGUAAGGUGAUUGUAAGGAAGAUGGCUGGACAGAACAUCUAUAGAGGCUCCAACUCCCAGGGGCUCCGAUCUCUGUCUCUGCCCAAGUGGAGAGAGUCCUUCGUUGUCUCAGUCGGCAAGCCUAAGAAAGGAGUAAUCUACCCGUCUACCCUGGACUACAUUCCCUCCAGACCUACCUACAGCAAAACAGGUCAGAAAGCGACCAAAGCCCCUGUGGUCACUACCGUAAUGCCGGCUACAACACCAGAACCCACCAGGACUACCACACCUCCACCCACUACGGCCACCACCACACCUCCUCCCACUACCACCACAACCCUUCCACCCACCACUACUACAACAGCCAAGCCCCGCGCUGCUGUCCACAAAGCCAGGGAUGCAGACAGCAGUCAUCCGUAUUUUGCAUCUGUAGCAGCAGCCUCCAGUGCAAGGCAGUCACAGAAUGGCCAAGGAAAGGCUACAGCCCAAGCAUUCAGAGGCGGUACCUACACCAGUAGGUUUCCAUCACGAGCCAAAGCAGGUUUAAGGAGACCAGAGGCUGCUGGGUCUCCUACCAUCAGGAGACAACCAGCCCCCGGCCACCACUCCGGGACAGCUUUUAACCGAGUUGUACAGAUGGUCCCAGCAGAGAGGAACCAGCAGCAGCAACAGAACAACCCCACUUUGGCUCGUAGGGAUAGGCCGCCCCCUUCCUUCGCACGACCUGAUUGGUACCCUGGAGCGAGACGGCCAACAGACGUAAGUCAAGCAGCUCCAGAUUCAGGCUACACAUGGAGCGAGGCGGAGACAGCGCCAGAGAUGACAGCCCGCGACCCCAGGCCUGAUAUCUCCGAGUAUGAACGCUGGUAUUAUAACUUUGGAGAAUACCCACCCCAGUCAGCAGACCCCGAGCCACAAGACACAACUCACACUAGAGUGGAACCAGUGGACUCCUGGAAACCAGAAGUGAACCCUUUUGAUUCAGGUUUCAGUGUGAGAGAGCAGGACUCACUACCCCGUGCUGACCCAGAGCCUGUUACUCAGGGAGACCCAAACUGUAAAGUAGACAUAGCAUGGCUGAUGGACGGUAGCUGGAGUAUUGGGAAGCGUCGCUUUAAGAUCCAGAAGGACUUCCUGGCUGAGGUGGCACAGGUCAUCAACGUGGGUGUGGCCGGACCCAUGAUGGGUGUCAUCCAAUACGGAGAUGAUCCAGUUACAGAGUUCAGUCUGAAGGCCUAUACGAACUCCAGAGAGCUGAAACCUGCCGUAGACAAGAUCACACAGAAGGGAGGAAUGUCCAACGUGGGGAAGGCCCUCUCCUAUAUCAACAAACAUUACUUCAGCGACGCUAACGGUAACCGGGGCGGAGCGCCCAACGUGGCUGUGGUUCUGGUAGAUGGCUGGCCCACCGACAAGGUAGAGGAGGCAUCACGCCAGGCCAGAGAGUCUGGCAUCAACAUCUUCUUUGUGACCAUCGAGGGACCCGAUGAGUACGAGAAGCAGAAUGUGGUAGAGCCGAACUUUGUGGACAAGGCGGUGUGUCGAACCAACGGUUUCUACUCCCUACCCGUGUCGAGCUGGUUCGCCCUGCGGAAGGCAGUCCAACCCCUUGUCAAGCGAGUGUGUGACACCGACCGUCUCGUCUGCAGCAAGACCUGCCUUAACGCUAAUGACAUCGCCUUCGUCAUCGACGGAUCCAGCUCUGUGGGCACCGGGAACUUCCGGACCGUCUUGCAGUUCGUUGCUAACAUCACACGGGAGUUUGAGAUAUCGGACACGGACACACGAGUCGGCGCAGUCCAGUAUACGUACGAACAACGGCUGGAGUUUGCCUUCGGGCAACACAACAACAAGGCUGAUCUGCUUAAUGCCAUAAAGAGGAUUAAUUACUGGAGUGGCGGGACCAGUACUGGAGCGGCUAUCACCUACGCAGCAGAGCAGCUGUUCAGCAAGUCCAAACCCAACAAACGCAAGAUCAUGAUCGUUAUCACUGACGGGAGGAGCUACGAUGAUGUCAGAGCUCCAGCGUUGGCCGUCCAUCGCCAAGGUGUGAUAGCGUACUCCAUCGGCAUUGCCUGGGCAGCGCAGGACGAGCUGGAAUACAUCGCCACCGACCCCGACAAGGAGCACUCCUACUUCGUAGAUGAGUUUGACAGCCUCUACAAAUUCGUCCCCAAGGUGGUCAACAACAUCUGUCAGGAGUUCAACUCACAGCCACGCAACUGAGCUGAGCAGGGAGGGCACCUUAUUCCCUAUAUAGUGCACUACUUUUGAACAGGGCCCCUAGGGCCAUAGGCCCACCUUGCUUACGUACACCUAUACUUAUAAAUCUGUGCUUACAUAAAUGAAACAAGGAAGGAAGGAUACAUUUGUAAAGUUUUGAAACAGGGGCUUAGGGGCUGUAGGGAGGGGGUUAGAUAUUUUAUUAGGAUCCCCAUAAGCUAAUUAGAAGGUCCAUAUAGUCCUGCACUAUCAUGGAGACAGGACAGGGUCUCUACAAAAUGUAUUACCGGGAAGUUACCAAAUGAAAAAUAUGUUGUAAUAGUUGGUGCUAAAUUGGCAAUAGUUUAAUUCCCAUGGGAGGUUAUUGGUUUGAAGCAGAAGGCAGUGGGUAUACGAACAUUAAUAAAAUUGGAUCACAACGAUUAAAUUUGGCCAUGUGAUCUCAACUGUUGUUGUUGUAGUAACAGUCAGGGGGGGGGGGUUGUUCUCACUCCUAAUCAUGUAACAUAACUGAUCAAAAAGUAAAACUACCUGGACGUGGUACUUACCAGGGUUGAGGUCAAUUCAAAUCUAAAGCCGUCAAUUCAGGAAGUAAACUGAAAUUCCAAUGUAAUAAUUUUUUUUUUUAAGUGAUUUUAUUUUCAACUUCUUAAUGAACUGAAAAAGGAUCAACUAUUAAUUGGUAAAGUUUAACUUUUAAAAUGUUUUUAUUUUUUAUGUUAAAUUCAAAUCACUUCCUGAAUCGGCUGACUUAAAUUUGAAUUGAGCCCAACCCUCAUGCUAACAGGAAAAACCAUAAAGCAUGCCUAGACUACUACUUCUGGCUUAACACACCACACAAUCUGGUGCUUACAGAGAAACAUGGCCUUAUGGGACAUGGUGCUUACAGAGAAACAUAGCCUUAUGGGACAUGGUGCUUAUAGAGAAACAUAGCCUUAUGGGACAUGGUGCUUAUAGAGAAACAUAGCCUUAUGGGACAUGGUGCUUACAGAGAAACAUAGCCUUAUGGGGACAUGGUGCUUAUAGAGAAACAUAGCCUUAUGGGACAUGGUGCUUACAGAGAAACAUAGCCUUAUGGGGACAUGGUGCUUAUAGAGAAACAUAGCCUUAUGGGACAUGGUGUUUAUAGAGAAACAUAGCCUUAUGGGGACAUGGUGCUUAUAGAGAAACAUAGCCUUAUGGAACAUGGUGUUUAUAGAGAAACAUAGCCUUAUGGGGACAUGGUGCUUAGCACUUCCUCUUAUGGCCUAAUAACACAGUGCAGAAAUACAAUAUGGUGCUUUACAGUAGGGGAGAUUGGAAAAGGAAUAAGACUGCAAUUAUCUAUGAAGAAGACCGAUGGCAUCAGACCACAUUAUGGGAAUACCGCCAUAUCAUGGUCUUCUCAUAAGAAUUUAACCAUGUGUUUUUAUACUGUGUGGUCUUUCAUAGAGGAGAGAUUUGAUCUUAAGAACAUUGUGCAAGUUUUUUUUCCAAAAAAACAGUGUUGUGCCAAGAUUGACAAUUCAUGUUGGUUGUUCUUUUGUUGGCUUUUGUAGUCAGAGUCUGAAUGGAUGUUAUUGAUGCAUGCUGACAUAACUGUGUGUGAAAGCCAUAACACUUUUUUUUUAAACUGAAGGGGCCAUACUUCUGACUUAGCAUGUUAGCGGCUAACAAGCGCGGGUAUAAACAUGAAGGGGCCAUACUUCUGACUUAGCAUGUUAAUGGCUAACAAGCACAGGUUUAAACCUGAAGGACCCAUACUUCUGACUUAGCAUGUUAGUGGCUAACAAGCACAGGUUUAAACCUGAAGGUAACAUCUUUAGCAGCUUUUCGCAUUUCCAAUUAGAAAACAUGUCUUACUUGGUAACUCUGACUCCGAACAACUGUCUUUUAAUCAAAACAAAUGAACAGUUCACUCUUUAUUUAUGGCAAAUUAACACAUGGUCAAAUUAACACAUGGUCAAAUUAACCCAUGGUCAAAGUAACCCAUGGUCAAAGUAACACAUGGUCAAAUUAAAGAAUCGCUUCAAGAGGGAGCUGUAGUUUUCCGCCAGCUCUGAUACUGUACCUAUAAAUAGAUCAAACUUUAAUACUUUUAACCUUAGUGUUCCUCAAACUAAACCAGGGUCGUAUUCAUUAUCACACAUCGUAGCAAAAAGACAUUUAACAAGGGAAAAAUGAAAAUUAGUUUCUUAUUGGACGGAUUCAAGUAGUCCCUCCCUGUUUCAGUCCAUUUUCAUCCAUUGGGUGACUAAUGAACACAACCCAGUCCUUCUCCUCCCUCUAUUCUUCCAAUAUAAUGUGCUUCCUUCUUGUUCACAUGGCUGAUAUUGGUUUGUUCAGAGUAUUUAUAUACUCUCCCUGUUUUUAUUUUUUUAUCCUGUUUGUACAUAUGCAUAUUAAAAAAGCCUUUUGCUUAUCAUUUUCAAAUACAUAUUUGAUCAAUAUUUUAAUGCGAUUUUUAAUAAAAUUAUAAUAAAAUAUA